Messenger RNA from Prorocentrum cordatum, 701 nucleotides. NCBI's taxonomy places the organism in Eukaryota, Dinophyceae, Prorocentrales, Prorocentraceae. The record is from the annotation of a GenBank genome assembly.
AGCCGCCGUGGCCCAGCGGCCCCGGGGGCGCCCCUGCACGGCCGCCCGAGGGCGCCGCGGGAGCCCGCCGGGGGCCAGCGCCCGCGCGGGAGCCCCGCUCGGCGCCGGGCGCGAUGUCGAACAUCGGGCGGAUGGACGGGGCGUUCUUCGUCUCAAGGACGGAGUUGCUCGGCUGGGCGAACAGUGCGCUCGAGCUCAACCUCACCAAGGUCGAGCAGUGCGCCAACGGCGCUGUGUACUGCCAGGUCAUCGACGCCUGCCAUCCCGGGACCGUGCUGAUGAAAAAGGUGAACUGGAAUGCCCGAGCUGAGCACGAGUCUGUUCCGAACUAUAAGGUUCUGCAGCAGGCGUUCGACCGCUGUGGGAUCGAGCGGCACGUCGAGGUUGACAAGCUUGUCAGAGGCAAGUAUCAGGACAACCUCGAGAUGCUGCAGUGGAUCAAGACGUACUACGACCGCACAUCCCAGGGUGGCGAGUACAACGCGGUGGCGAGACGUUACUGUGCAGACCCUCCUGAGUGGGCAAGGGCUCAUCGGCGCCAGCGGUUGGCCGCAACCUCGGCGCCAGAGGAAGGGUGGCCCCCGGCGACCCGCAGGGCGGCUCGCGCCCGAGCACUUCGGGCGGCGGCUACCCCGCAGCCCCGGCGGCCCAGCCGCGUCGCGGGGCCCCCUUGGCGCCAGCGGUAGCUUCCUCGGCGGAGG